AUGCGCCUGAUGAAGCACGACGUCAACCUGGGCCGCGCCGUGUUCUGGGACAUGCGCAACCGCCUGCCGCGCAGCGUCAGCACCCUGGAGUGGGACAACAGCUUUGUCAGCGUCUACUCGCGCGACAACCCCAACCUGCUCUUCUCCAUGAGCGGCUUCGAGGUCCGCAUCCUGCCCAAGUGCCGCAUGUCGAGCGAGCACUUUGCGGCCAAGGACGGCGUGUGGGCGCUGCAGAACCUGGCCACCAAGGAGCGCACCGCUCAGGCCUUCCUGCGCGUGGAUGACGAGGCCCUCAAGACAUUCGAGAACAGGAUCCGACAGGUCCUGAUGUCGAGCGGGUCCACCACGUUCACCAAGAUCGCCAACAAGUGGAACACCGCGCUGAUCGGGCUCAUGACGUACUACCGGGAGGCCGUCAUCCACACGCAGGAGCUGCUGGACCUGCUGGUCAAGUGCGAGAACAAGAUCCAGACGCGCAUCAAGAUUGGCCUGAACUCCAAGAUGCCCAGCCGCUUCCCGCCGGUGGUCUUCUACUCGCCCAAGGAGGUCGGCGGCCUGGGCAUGCUGUCGAUGGGCCACAUCCUGAUCCCCCAGUCUGACCUGCGCUACAGCCAGCAGACUGACCUGGGGGUGACGCACUUCAGGGCCGGCAUGAGCCACGAGGAGGACCAGCUCAUCCCCAACCUCUACAGGCGCGCAGCCCGUCUUAUUGCUGUGUACAUCCAGCCGUGGGAGAGCGAGUUUGUGGACAGCGAGCGCGUGUGGAGCGAGUACGCCCUCAAGAAGGAGGAGGCGCGCGCCACCAACAGCAAGGGACUUGGGUGGCCACGGCCCUGA
Molecule: messenger RNA, 837 nt
Organism: Monoraphidium neglectum
Lineage: Eukaryota; Viridiplantae; Chlorophyta; Chlorophyceae; Sphaeropleales; Selenastraceae
Product: putative Pre-mRNA-splicing factor 8 like protein
Exons: 7
Coding region: 1-837 (278 amino acids)
Biological process (GO): mRNA splicing, via spliceosome; spliceosomal tri-snRNP complex assembly
Cellular component (GO): catalytic step 2 spliceosome; U5 snRNP
Molecular function (GO): U2 snRNA binding; U1 snRNA binding; U5 snRNA binding
Source: RefSeq, a predicted model, not a curated record